CGGGUGCUUUACAGACUUCAGGCAGCGAUUUUGUAGGCCUCUAUCUGCACUGCUGAUUUACAAAAUGAACAGGAAGAAAAUGACAGAGAGGAUCCUGAAUCACGCACUGGAGAUAAUAUACCUGCUGACUGGGGAGGAAUACACCAUUGUAAAGAAGAAUUCUCCACACGUCAAUAUUCAUCAGCUGACCGGGGAGGUCCCUAUAAAGUGUGAUGAUAUCGCAAUGUAUUUCUCCAUGGAGGAGUGGGAUUAUAUAGAGGGACACAAGGAGCUUUACAAGGACGUCAUGAUAGAGAUGCAACAGACGCUCACUAUAAAUCAGGCCUCAGAAAUAAUCUCCGUUGGUGAUGGAGAGAAUGGGAGAGAGGAAACGGAUUUUCAGCAGAAGGACGACGUCUGUUCAGAUCCUGAAGCAGAACCAAACUAUGAAAAUCUGGAGACUGUAUCAAGUGUGGUGGACGGAGAUGACAAGAACAAGAUUGGUGAAAAAGCUAUUUCACGUGUGGCGAUCAAAUCAGAGCCGCGUGUUGAUCUAUUUGAUGGAAAUCCAGAAAAUGUAUCGGUAAGUGAGGAUGGCCCUUAUGAGAGAGGUGAAAUGAAAAAGCUUGAUGUCAAACCAGGACCCCAUACUGGUGAGGGUAGUAUAGUUGACCACGGAGAAGACGGGAAUCAAGGAUACUAUGAACUUGGUAUUCCUCCUGAGGGUCCAAACCCACCCCGUCAGGCUGCAGAAUGGGAGUAG
Molecule: messenger RNA, 742 nt
Organism: Bombina bombina (fire-bellied toad)
Lineage: Eukaryota; Metazoa; Chordata; Amphibia; Anura; Bombinatoridae
Exons: 8
Coding region: 65-742 (225 amino acids)
Biological process (GO): regulation of DNA-templated transcription
Source: RefSeq, a predicted model, not a curated record